This is a messenger RNA of Cebus imitator (Panamanian white-faced capuchin), 558 nucleotides long. It is a transcript of the gene TNP2, whose product is annotated as transition protein 2. Gene Ontology annotation, cellular component: nucleus; nucleosome. Gene Ontology annotation, molecular function: DNA binding; zinc ion binding. The record is from RefSeq and is a predicted model, not a curated record. The transcript has 2 exons. The coding region runs from base 30 to 446 and encodes 138 amino acids. NCBI's taxonomy places the organism in Eukaryota, Metazoa, Chordata, Mammalia, Primates, Cebidae. Gene Ontology annotation, biological process: acrosome reaction; penetration of zona pellucida; spermatogenesis.
AGGCCCUGCCCCUCCAAUCGUGGCCUCCUAUGGACACCAAGACUCACAGCCUUCCCAUCACCCACACCCAGCCCCAUAGCAACUCUCGGCCCCAAAGCCCCACCUGCAGGCCGUGCACCUGCAGCCGCCACUGCCAGACCUGCAGCCAGCAUUGCAGCCAGAGCCGGAGCUCCAGCCGCAGCCCGACCACCCACCACAGCCCACCCGGCGCCCAGAGCUCAUCCGGCCGCCAGAGCCAGAGUCCCAGCCCCAGCCCACCACCAAAGCACCACAAAAAGACCAUGAACUCCCACCACUCUCCCACGCGGCCCACCAUCCUUUACAGCAGCUGCCCCAAGAGAAGAAAGAACUUGGAAGUCAAGAUGAACAAGAGAAAAAUGGCCAAGAGGAUCCGGCAGGUGUACAAAACCAAGAAGCGGAGCUCAGGACAGAAAUCCAACGAAUGAGACUGCACUCCUUGGCUUGUUCCUGCGUGUUUCACCCAAAUGAGAAACGCUAUCAUGCAUAGAAGGCUAGGAUGAAGUCCAUCUUCUUGCAGGAACAUGUUACUAUGGUGAU